AUGUCGAAUAUCAUUGAAAACGUGGUGGGGGGCGUCAGGGAACUGGUCACUCUCGCCGAGGGCUACCUCAGCCCUCCUGAUGCGGACGAGAGUGCUUCGGAGGGCAGUGUCCCCUCUCGAAGACCUUCUCCCGCCCAACCCUUGUCUAUCCCAACAGCCUCUACCGUUUCUGCUGCUACAACAUCAUCGACCACGACCCAGCUAUCCACUUCCAAAUUCUCCCUCCCCCGACAUGCUUCCCUCAUUCAGACUUUCGACGUCCCUUCCGGGUGGAUACAUCUGCCAGCAACAUACCUCUUUGGCGACGGUGGGGGAGAUGUGGGGCAGCGGCAGGUCAGGUCGUUUGGGCUGAGAAAUGUCGGGGGCGAAGGUAGGGAUGUAGAGGUUGAGGUGGAGAGUGAUCUCAAGGGGCAGCUGGUGUUUUGGGUGGGGGAUGACGAAAAGAGCAUCCCGUCUUCAUCGUCGUCGACUUCGUCGCUAUCAACAACCACCGGCUCCCCUUCCCUUAUCCUCCACAUGCCUCCCUCUUCAACCACCAUGAUCCACCUCGCAUUCCAACCACUCCUCUCCAACCGAUCUCCUGUCCCUUCUUCCCCAUCCUUCUCCGACAACGACGGCGGUUUCACCCCCCGUGUCAAACCCGUCCUCGACCUGACCGACAGCGGCGACUCUGGCCGACUCUCGCCUGUCGGCUUGGACGAUGCUGCGAGCGGCAACGGCAGCGACGGAGUCAGCGUCAGCGCAGGGAGCAGCCAGAGUAUCGCCGGGAGUCUCAACAGCCAGAUCAUCCCCGAAUCUACCAAGCGGGGCGAACCAAUCCACCGAGCAUUCUCGGUGCACGGCUCCAUCUCUAUCCGUGCCGUCUCUGCCCUCCCCCCCCCUGCGCCCCCGUCCGAGCUCUCACAUCAGAUGAUAGCGCUCCCAUUCUACGCGACUGUAUGCCGGUCAUUCUUCACAGCCGGCGCCAUCUCGCCCACUUCCGGGCUCGUAUCCGGCCCCCAACAGUCCUCUGGCGAGCUCGUCUUGGAUUUUGGUGGGGAGAACGUCGUGGGCAAACGGUAUCACCGUGAUGUCUUGCUCGUGAACCGGUCAGAGAUUGAACUUGUCUGGGGGACUAUGGUGGUGAACGCACCGGACAAGGAGAAGGUCUGGUUUGAGCUGCGUGAUCUAGAUUCGGAGAAUGUCUUUGGGGUCGACCACUCUGCAGGACCCGUCCCUCUCCCUGCCUUGUCCUCUCGGCACUUGAGAUUGUCUUUACACUCCAAGUUGCCGGUACAAGACUUUUCAUUCUCCUUCCUCCUCACCAACCCUCAUCAACCAGGCAACACCCUCACCUGCCUCGCCCUAGGUUCCAUCCUCCCCUCGCCGCCAGACGAGUCUCUGCAGAUCCUUACGGGUCCUACUCUGGAUUUUGGAAAAGCGACAGACAAGGUUUGGUCGAGGCAGGUUAUUGCUGUGCGUAAUACGGGUGAUCGGGCGGUGGAUGUGAGGUUUGGGAAAGAGGAGGGGUAUGAAGUCGUCUUUCGGCUGGCGGGGGUGGCUGGGGAAGACGUUGAGGAAGAGGGUCUGGUACCGAUCGACUCGAGCGGAGCCGAUGGUUCCGGCCUGGGAAGGGUCCCAAAGCCAGUACUGGCCAGAGGGACGAGCCGAGACAAGUACAGCUCUACCAGGGCUUCGUCGCGCGACCAUCCCUCGAACGCUUCAGGCGCCACCAUCUCCGAAACAGCAUACUCGAGCUCCCUCCAGCCGACGACGGAGGAAGAUCCCGAGUCGCUCGCUUCUGGUUCUCCGAGCUCGCGUUCUUUGUCGAGGACUACGUCGAGGGGAUCGAGUAGCCAGCAGGCGGUAGGGUAUGAUGGGUUUGGGCACGAGUCGGAAGGGGAGGAGGUUGAGCCGCCGUUCUUUGGGGGUUCGGAUUUGCCUUUUGUGGUGGGAGGUUCUGUGGAAGAUGGUGAUGGGAACUCGGCGGAGAGGGAGUAUACACCCACCGUCCCAAAGCCAACACCCGCGCCGACUACUGAAGAAGAGAUCAUCCCGAACCAGAUCGAAGAAGUGACCAUGCGACCCGGGACAGAAUACCGGAUAGCAGUUCUCCACCGACCGCGGCCUCCCUCUGCUGCGUCGUUUAGCUCUGAUGGCGAAAAUUGGGAGGAAAAUGCCGGGAAAUUGCGCAAGUCGAGCUUUAAAGUGUUUUUGGACGCUGUGCCGAGUUCGGUCAGGUCGAACCAUGCUCAUCAUGGGUCGAAUCCGCCCGGUAAAUCUCGACGGACGAUCUCUUGCUCCAUCAUGUCUUGCACCUCUCUCAUCCGUCUUUCGUCGGGCAACGUCAUUGACUUUGGUCAAGUCACUGUCGGUGCCUCCAAGACAACAACGAUCAAGAUUGAGAAUCUGAGUGAGCUGGAGGCGAGGGUGGAGAUUGCGGCGAUGAGUAAAGUGUUGAGUGCUGAGAAGGGGCUGAUCAUGAUUCCUGCGAAAGGGACAGUGGAGGAAAAGAUGGAGUUUUUCCCGAGGAGGAUCAAUGAAAAGUAUGAGAAGCAGAUAUUUGUGCGGAACCGUCUCAAUCGAGCCAAUGACCAGUUGGUAGAGAUAAAGUCCCGCAAUGUGGACGUCUACAACCUCACCCUUCACUCUCAUCUCUACCGCAUCCUCACGCCGUCCGGCUCCAAUUUUCUCGACUUCUCCUCGGUCGUCAUCAACUAUCCCACCGUGCGCACGAUCCACAUUGAGAAUCUCUCCCAAGCACCUCUUGUCCUCGAUCUGUCGGCUUCGCAGCCGGAAGAUAUUGGCCUGUUUGUGAGGGAGGAAGAUAGUAUUGCCAAGGUCCGCCCGGGAUUGAUGGGGCGGUAUGCUGUGGAAGCGCAGGAUUACGAGCAAACGUCUGCGGACGGGAGCGGUAAUGGUGGGAAUGGCGGGGGCAAGGGGAAGGAGGGGAAGGGUGGAGAGUUGAAAGAGCGCUUCAUGGAAGAGCUCAAUGAGAAGAGUGUCAACGGCAAAGCUGCCGAGUCCAAGGGCAAGGGCAAGAAAGGCAGGGAGAAGAGUGAGACGGGAGGGCCGAAGAAGGAGGAGGGAGAGAGGCCUGUUGGCGUUAGUGUUGGGGCGGCGUUGAAGAAGGGAAGCCGAGGAAAGCCUGUACAGCUGUAUGGCAAUUCGGUAGUCUUCAAAGACCGCUCCCUUCUCCAACCGCACGAGUAUCUCGACCUUGCCUCUGGCCCUCCUAUUGCCUCGCACCGCUUCUCCCCGCGAUCCAAGCGCGCCCAGUUGCUGGAAUCUAUCGAAUGGGAAGACAAGUCCAAGCUUUCAGGCCAACACCCAAAAGUACCAAAGUUGGACUUUGCGGCGGGGGCGAAAGCGACGGGCUCAGUGGGUAAGGAAGGGAAGAAGAAGAAGGCCAAUGGUACGGCGAUUAGUGGGGGUGGGAAGGAGCACCAGCACCAAGUUGCCAAGACUGCACCUACCACUGGCGAACACACCCCGACCACUCCCACAAAGAGACCCCAUCUCGGCUCCCUCGCUCUUCUCAACAAACUCCUCCCCCAAACAUCCCCCUCUCUCAAAUCCCCAGCCCUCACUGCUAAGCGUGUCGAACCUCUUCUCGAGCUUCCACCGGCCGAUACGGCAGACGUGGGCAAGAUGUCGAUCGACCAGCUGCUCGCAGCUGUCGAAGCGCACGAUGCGAAAAAGACGUCCAUGACGCAUACCACCCUGGAAGAGGAAGAGGCGUUUGUGAAACGGACCAUCUCGCUGCGAAAAGAACUCCAAGGGCUCGUCGGGUCAGGCAAGCUUGUGCCCGCUCGAACACUGAGUGUGGGUCCAGGGCAGAGCAGGGCAGUAGUGGUGAUCAUGACGCCCAACCCUUCUAUCCGCCCGCACAUCUCUACGCGCGCCAAGAGGGCCGACUCGAGGAUCUUUAUCAAGCUCGUCGAGUUUGACAAGUCAUUGUUGAACGCUGCCCGGAUCAACGCUGCUGGCAGCCGGCCAGGGACGCCUGGGGGUGAUCUGGGUAUGCCGGAAGGCGCAGAGCUGCCUAUUCGGGAUCUGAUCAUUCGGAGCUCGUGUGUGAGGAGUGUCUUGGAAGUGCAGCAGAGUUCUAUCAACUUUGGUGCGUGUGACAAGGGUGAAGUGAAGAGCAAGACGAUUGUCAUCCAUAACAAGAGCGACACCAUCGGCCUCUUCCGUCUCCGCACAUCCGGCUCCAUCGCCUCUGGCGACCUCAAACUCGGUCUCGGCCGGUACGGUGUCAUCUCUGCCUUUGGCCGCAAGCAGUUCGACAACUUUUCCUUCACCCCGUCUCUCGUCGGUAAUUACCAAGAGACGAUCACGGUGGAGAAUGUGUUGGACAGCUGGAACGACCAAGCGCUAGCUGUCAAGGGGAUUGUGAGGAAAGUGCCGGCGUUUAGGGUGGAACCCGUCAGUUUGGACUUUGGUGUUGCCGAAAAGGAGAAGGAUCAGGACAAGACGCAGAGUUUCGUCAUCACCAACAUUUUGAGACACGAGCGCACCUUUCUGGUGUCUGUCCAACAACUCGACCCGUCCUCCUUUGCGCGUAUCCACCUGACGCGCGAUGAGCACGACGCCGGUACAGCGCUGAGUAAGUCGGAGGAAGAAGAGCUGGAAGCGAUGAUGCAGAAACUCAAGAUUGCGCGCCGGAAGGGUAAAGCGGAAAAGAUUGUCAAGUACGAGACGAGACUUUUGGAGCUUGGUGUACCCAAAGACCAGCUUGGUGCGGGUAUGGACGGUGAGGGGGAAGAGAAGGAAGUGGAUGGGGCCAAGUCGCCGGCGAAGAAGCUUGCCGAGCUGGCUACGAGCGUCCUCGUACCCGCCAAAGAGGAGAAAAUCAACAUCCCCUCAGAGUGCAUCACCUCGCUCAACCUCAACCUCUUGCCAAACCAAAAGACGAAAAUCCUCGUCGACCUCAUCCCGCGUACUGCGCUGCCUCCUGCAGAAGGCGGCGGGGAAGAGGGAGAAACGCUGGCGGAUGUGCAAGCGUGCAUCACGGUGCAUGAUCGGAAGAAUACGGAUGAGACGGUCAGUGUGAGCGUCAUGGCUGCUCGUACAGGAAAACCCCUCGGCAGCCGGUCGAUAGAAGCCUCAGGCAGCGGCGGCAACGAAGACGAGCCUUCUUCCCCUGAAACGGCGUCCCAAACCUCCUUCGACCCGGUGCAUUUAGCGUUAAUCCGGCAUUGCUUGAAAUUGACGUUGAACUGUGAAGUGUCGCCGACGGCAUUUUGUGUAGGAUCGACGCUGUUUUUACCGGCGGCGUCGCAGUAUUAUGGGGUGCUGAAACCGUAUUUCGAGGCGUUCCCGCAGUCGGUGCUGGGAGAGGCCAAGGGGCUGAUCUUGGCGGACGGGUGGUCGAGGCAGAUCCCGGGGAAUACGCACGCCGAGGCGAAUGCUCUGACAAACUUGCAAGCCCGCUUUGCCGAGAUUUCCGGGGAAGAAGGGGAAGAGGAUGACAAGUCUGUUGUGACCCUGUCGACCUUGUCUUUAGAGAUUGCGAGUGAUGGGGAAGAGGGGAAGAAGGAGGAGAAAGGGAAGGGGGAGAAGAUGCCGAGGGUGGAAGAGGUGUUGAAGGAUGCAGAGUGCGUGGCGACGAUGGAACCUUGUUCAUAUCGAACGUCGGGGGGCCCGAGCUGUGCGCUAGAACUUGUCAAAGCGGGUGUUAGGGCUGUCUACCUUGGGGUGGAAGAACCACCAGACUUUGUAGAGUGCGAAGGCGCACGGAUCUUGCAAUCUGGCGGCGUCCAGGUCGUGCGUGUUGUGGGCUUGGAAGAAGAAUGUCUGAAAGCAGCCCGGAGAGGACGGAGCUAG
Messenger RNA from Cryptococcus wingfieldii CBS 7118, 5808 nucleotides. RefSeq lists its product as hypothetical. Bases 1 to 5808 code for a protein of 1935 amino acids. Gene Ontology annotation, molecular function: catalytic activity. Lineage: Eukaryota; Fungi; Basidiomycota; Tremellomycetes; Tremellales; Cryptococcaceae. The record is from RefSeq and is a predicted model, not a curated record. The transcript has 8 exons.